AUGGACGAUGAUGAGUUCUGGUUUAUGGUAAAUGACUUUCUAAAUUCUCCGUUGGUCGAAUGCGUUACAUUCAAUCGGGGAUUUGAAGACAAAACUUGGCUCAGAGAAAACCCUGACCGACUGGAAAUGAGCGCUGAAAGCUCUACUGGAGAGAUAUUGCAAUCGAGCAGUAGCAACAUGGUCAAAAGAGAGUCCGACGAAUGGGAAUUGACUGUCGAAGCUGAAGCAACCGCUGGAGAGAUGCUGCCACCAAUUCAACCAGGUAGUGGCCCUGUUCUCAGAAACGAGGAUCGGCCAUUGGAUACCUUGGGUUCUCACUGGUUUGAGCAUAAGGGUGUACUAUUUCAGGUGUUUAUUGAUAUCUCUGCCUAUUUUGAGUCUCCUGUUGAAAUUUGA
Messenger RNA from Penicillium concentricum, 396 nucleotides. RefSeq lists its product as uncharacterized. The record is from RefSeq and is a predicted model, not a curated record. Bases 1 to 396 code for a protein of 131 amino acids. NCBI's taxonomy places the organism in Eukaryota, Fungi, Ascomycota, Eurotiomycetes, Eurotiales, Aspergillaceae. The transcript has 2 exons.